This is a messenger RNA of Hypanus sabinus (Atlantic stingray), 8186 nucleotides long. RefSeq names its product LIM and calponin homology domains-containing protein 1-like. Gene Ontology annotation, cellular component: stress fiber. NCBI's taxonomy places the organism in Eukaryota, Metazoa, Chordata, Chondrichthyes, Myliobatiformes, Dasyatidae. The record is from RefSeq and is a predicted model, not a curated record. Gene Ontology annotation, biological process: positive regulation of stress fiber assembly; actomyosin structure organization; regulation of focal adhesion assembly. Gene Ontology annotation, molecular function: actin binding; myosin II head/neck binding. The transcript is spliced from 30 exons. Bases 251 to 4291 code for a protein of 1346 amino acids.
CAUUGGCUGCACCAGGGUGGAUUUGCUGUGUGUAUUUUUAGUGUUGCUUCCCUGUUCAGCGCCGAGCGGCCAGCUUUAUUCCCCCCUGUCCCGGUCCUGCUCAGUACAGCACAAGUCAAGGAGAGGGGGGAACUCACAGUGGCAAUAUCCCCUGUCAUCCCACUGUGAAAUCAGCACCCAGCCUGGAGCAGUCAGAGCUGAGAGCGGCUUGUUACUGGGACCUGUCUCGUUCUAAUCUGCGGGUUUGCAAAUGGCUAGUCCGAGCGUCAGAGACGGGGAGUGGGGAGAAACUCCGCAGCAAGACUCCGGCCCCGGGCCCGCCUUCACCGAGGCUCAACACUGGAUAGAACAAGUAACAGGCAGAAGUUUUGGUGAUAAAGACUUUCGAACAGGCCUGGAAAAUGGGAUUUUACUUUGCGAGUUAUUAAAUGCAAUAAAGCCCGGGGCUGUGAAGAAGAUCAAUCGUCUGCCAACUCCCAUUGCAGGACUGGACAAUAUUACUUUGUUUUUGAGAGCAUGCGAAGAGCUUGGACUUAAGGGAUCACAGCUUUUUGACCCAGGUGAUCUCCAAGAUAUGACCAACAGAGCUACUGUCAAAGUACCUGAGUACAGCCGGAAAAUGAAAAAUGUUUUGAUCACUAUUUACUGGCUUGGAAAAGCAGCGAAUAGCUGUACAUCUUACAGUGGACCAACGCUGAACCUAAAAGAAUUUGAAGGGUUGUUGUCUCAGAUUCAAAAGGAGAUGGAGGACACAGAUAGUCCAAAGCGAAGCAUUCGUGACAGCGGCUAUAUUGACAGCUGGGAUUCUGAGCGCAGUGACUCCCUAUCACCUCCCAGACAUGCCAGAGAUGAUUCCUUUGAUAGUCUGGAGUCUUUUGGGUCACGGUCACAGCAGACUCCAUCCCCAGAUGUUGUAUUUAGAGGAAGUAGUGAUGGUCGUGGCAGUGAUUCAGAAUCAGAUGUGACACAGAAGACACCUGACGUAAAACGAGACGACAUGUCUGUCAGACGGUCUUCCUAUAAUGAACCUAAAAUUUCCUUGCCCUUUAACCAAUACCUACCCAACAAGCACAAUCAUACAGCUUAUAUGCCUGCACCCCUCCGAAAAAAGCAGGCAGAGCGAGCAGAGAACUAUCGGAAGAGUUGGAGCAACACUACUUCACCUGUAGGGUCAGAACGCCCUUUCAGUCACCCUGAGCCUAUUGAAGAAGAACACAGUGAAGAAUCCUCUCAGGGUGAAGAUUUUGCUGAGCCAUCAUCUACAGUUACCAAAACUCAAGUGAUUAAUGAUUCCAAGCCAGCUGAAAAGUCUGAACUUGCUCCAGCCGAGGAUGCUGGUGGCCUCGAAAACCAGUUACAAGCUUGUCCAGUGGCAGACACUGAGCACAGAACAUCCAAAGAAGGUGCAAGAUGGGAGGGAAAAGACGAAGAAGAAAUGAAGAAGUUGAAAAGAAUUCAGAAAGCUGGUAUCACAGUCAUGCCAGCAUCUGAGAGAUACCGCAGAUACAGUCCUACAGUAGCCCUGUCUGAUGAUACAGGAAGUGUCAGUAUGAAUGACAUGAGACCGGAAGAUGACAAUUUAGCACAGCCCCACAGUAAAGCUCGGCAUGAGGAGCUACACAAAGUUCACAGUCGACUUCGUGAAGACCAGGACAGAUGGCAAGACGAUCUGGCUCGCUGGAAGAACAGGAGAAGAAGUGCUUCACAAGACCUGAUCAAACGGAAGGAGGAGCGAGAUGUUGUGGAAAAAAUAAUGAGUGGGGAACGCAAUUUGUCAGAAAGACGGAGGAGCAUUAAAACCUAUAAAGAAAUAGUGGAAGAAAAGGAAUCCAGAGAAAAAGCUCUGCAAGAGGCGUAUAACAAAGCGAAGACUCGAGAAGAAGCUGAAGAAAUUUUGAGGAAGUAUUCACAGAGAUUUAUAAUCAGUGAAGCUGUUCUUGAAAACCUGGAAAUACCAAAAUUUCUGGAGAGGAGUCAGUCAGUGGAUUCAGAUUCUUCAUGCUCACCAACAAGGGAAUCAAAUUCACUGAAAUACUUACGACAGCAGUCAUUGCCAAUCCAAAAGUAUACUGCCACUGUUGAAGCAGUGAUCACUCCCAGCAGCCAAUCACAGUCUAACUUUUCUGGAGUAGGCACAUCCCCAACCAAAACUGUUGCCUCCAAGACAGUGCCUAUGUUGACCCCCAAGCCUUAUUCACAACCAAAAGAUUCCCAGACAGUGCUGAAAUCAUUUAAGAAGGAUGGAAAGAUUAGGAUAAAUGGAGAGAGCAGCCCCACGUUUACCAGGGUGGAAGAGAGUGCCUCUCCAUUCCUCACCCCGUCACAGAUGUUUGAAGGUGUGGCAAGAGUGGACAACACCCCAUUGCAGUUACAGACGGAGAGCGACAGCCCUGUAUCCCAAUCCGAGCAGCUUGUUCCUUCUGCCACGAACAACCUACAGAGCGCACAGGCAGAGCAGAUGGAACUAACUGAGAUCUCAGUGGACGUUGCCACCACCCAGCAGCCAAGCAUUGAGAAUGAAUUCGAUCUUAAAUCCACCUGCAGCGACCCUGAGAAAAAGUCGGUGGAAGAUGCCAUUCCAGAAGAAGAUCAUCACGAAGACCUGCAAACUUCACCUGAACCUGUUGCCCUGUCGGGCAAUGCUGAGUUGGACUUAAGGGACACAUUAGAUUCCAAAAUAAUAACCACAGAUGAAGCCUGCUUAACUCUCAAGAAUGAGGCAUCAGAUAACAGCACCCAAGAGCAGCUUGAUCAAGAAGGAUUAAAAUCAGUAACACCUCAAUUGGACAAAACUGGAGAUGUAUUGGAUUCAGAACAAAGGAUAACUGAAGUGAAGGAAGAAGCAGCAGAGAACAGUCAGCCUGUUGACAUUAUUAUUCAACAAGGUAAUCCUUCAGAGUCAAACAUGACUUGCUUCCACACCUGUUCUCUGGGCUCAGAACUGGUUGAUGAGGCCAUCGUGGGAUUCGCAGACUCUACUACAGAGCCUUCUAAUUCUGCCAGUGUUCCGGUUUCAGUUCGGAACUCUUGGCGACGCUCAGAGUUUUUCUCACAGCCAGUGGAAGUGGAAAGCAAUGAAAAUUCAAAUAUCCCAGUUGCAUCUUUAAAUCUCCCUAAGCAUUCUGACUGCUGGUUUUGGGAUCCAGAGGAAGAACGCAAGCGACAAGAGAGAUGGCAGAAAGAGCAGGAACGCUUGCUCCAGGAGAGGUACAGAAGGGAGCAUGAAAAACUACGUCAGGAAUGGGAAAAGGCACAAAAGGAGGUCGAGGAGGAAGAACGCAGAUAUCAUGAAGAAGAGCGUAAAAUUAUUCAAGAAACAGUAACUCCACUGACUCCACAAUCACUGCCUAUCCACCUUCCCUCUGAGUGGCUCUCCAUCUCAAAAACAGAGGAAAUUAGGAAUUCUAAUUCCACGGAAGUCACAGAUGAGGGGAUCAAGCAGAGUGACCCACAGAAGCAAAAUAUGGUGGAAAUUGACAGUUGUCAAAAAGGAGAAGAGGGAGGAAUACUGGCUAGAGAACACCAAAGCCAUAAGGAAACAACACAGAGAUCAACACAGGAGCAAGAAGAAGUACAGAGCUCAAAGAAUGGGAAUGGAUAUGAGGAAAAUUGUGAUAAACCUGGGACAAAUAAAUUAGAGAAAUUGCACUGGCAGGACAUGAAACAACAGGAAUCUAAAGAAAUAGGGAUGAACUUCCAGUCUGAACCACAUGUCUUCCAAACAGAUGAAGAAAAUGCCAGUGAGAGACAGAUUCAGGCACACAGUCAAACACACCUCACUGAUCAUCAGCAAGUGUCAGCUCAAGCUGCAGGCUCCCCAGUUUUUUCAGACAGACCACAGAACGCACAAGAACUUCCGCUGUUUCUUGACCUUCAAAGGAACAAGCUACCUGACGGUCAAAGUGAAAUGAAGGCUGGGUCUCUGGAUAGAAGCUGGGCACAUCAGUCAAAUAUAGUGGACAGAAAAAACCGAUCUGGCUCUCAUGAAGAUUUACAAUCAAGCCAAUCAUUUCCUCAGCCACACUCAUCUCCUCAACUCCAGUCUCCUAGCAGAUCAGUCAGUGGGAAGAAGUUGUGCUCGACCUGUGGGCUUCCCCUGGGAAAAGGUGCAGCCAUGAUCAUUGAAACACUCAGUCUUUAUUUUCACAUUCAGUGUUUCACGUGUGGUAUCUGUCAAGGACAACUUGGGGAUGCAAGUACAGGGACAGACGUCCGGAUCCGUAAUGGUCUCCUAAAUUGCAAUGAUUGCUACAUCAGGUCCAGAACUGCUGGACAACCCACGACUUUAUGACCCUGCUACAUUUCAAUGAGCAAAUGAAAGCCCAACAGAGCACAGAUGGCCCUGAAGUUCAACGCGAUAUACUCUGUUUGGACACAGUCGCGGAUAGAAACCAUCAUUCACUGGCUUCCACACUCUGAGAACCCUUUUUUUCCCCAAAACAACAUUUAGCUGCAUUGUUAUUUUGACAGCCAACACUUUAAAUCAUUUUCUUGUUUAGUGAAAAUGCUGUCCUUUGUUCAUAUAGUCACAAUAGUAGCGUAAUUUGGUAUAUUUUUGCUGUUGAAGAAAAGCUUGUAACUGAAUUCAACAUGUUUUAAUUAAUAUUGUGUAAUAUGUAAUUUAUUUUAUUGCCUCCUCCAGUUAUGAAAAUGUUAAUCAUAAAGGUGCAAUUACAAGUGGAGUAAGUGAAUAAAACUCUAUUUGUCCUGUGUAGUGGUUAAUAACUUUGUCUUCCUUUCCUUGGGACUAAUUUGAGCCAUCUGUGUCACAUUUACGGAAUGUAGAGAUCAUUCCAAAUGCAUAGAGUAGAUUUGCAAUUACCUUGAUAUUUUAGAAUGCUCUGUCCUUUGGCUGCAUUUCUUCAUGAUGUAAGAAUAUCAUGAAAGUCUAGCAUGCAGAAAAGAAAAUUGAUAAAGAGGUAAUAACCAAGCUUUUCUUCCAUCCUAGGUAAUAGUAAAUUACAACUACACAAUGUUUUGAUUCCGACAUGGCAUUGUUAAACAAAAACAGAAUUGAAAACCGAAUUGUUUGCCUUUGAGGAAAAUGUGUGUGCCAGAAAAAAGAUUUGCACUCAAGUUUGCUGUUUUGGGAAAAAAAAAUACAGUUUAUAUUUAAAACCUGCUUCAAAUGUGUAGUCAGUGGUUGGUAUCAUGUAUCAGAUCCUUUAGGUUGUUUGUUGUAUGAUUCAGCUGAUUGAUCUGUUCCACUGUCUUAAAAACAAAGCAAUUAGAUCAAUACUUCCUUCAAGCUAAUGAUUAUUUAGUAGACAACUGCCAGACUGCAAUUCAAAUGCAAGUCAACAAAAAGGAAUAUACCUCUCCAAUACCAUGAUCAGAGGUUUUCCAAUAUAGUAUGGAACACGUCCAUAUUAUAGCAUUUCCCUGUUAACCCAGGCGUUUCCAUUGUUUGCGUGCUUUGAUCGGUGUGCUUACAAUUCCAACCAUGUUCUGAUAAAUACAAUCAGUAUAUCUGUGCAUGCUCAAAUACUGUGGAUUAUAGUCUGAGUUAUGAAUAUAGUCUGCACAGCAUUUUAGGUUGAGAUAGCAAUUUGGAAAUGGCUGAAAAUUCAAUGAGUGGUAAGCUGUUGGUUUCAUAUUUCUACAUCCAUUUGAUAAUGGAGUAAUUCCUCACUAUAAAUAAUAAAAUGUGUUAGCAUCCUGCUAAGCUAACUAAAAGGUAAAUACAAUUAUCUUGUUAUUAUUGCACCUUUCUUAUGAAAUGUUCUCCCUAAAAGCAUUAAAGCUAUGAAAUAUUUUUACAAGUCAAUUUUUCUAAGUAAGGAUUCAAUUUAAAUGGCUUAAAUUAUUUAUAAUUCUAUCACAACGCACUAUUGGAAUAAUCUGAAAAACUGUUGAAGGUUUUAUAAAAUACUGGAAAAGUGAAGACUAAUUAAGUGGGAGAAUUUGCUACAAAAUGAUUUUGUUUAGUUUUUUUUAUAUUUCUCAGACUUUUAGAUUAUCACUUGGGUUGACUUGUAGCUCAAGCAAGCCACCAAUCAAGCAGUUACAAUUAAUUUGAGGCAUGUCAUAAUUCCUUGUUUAGCAAACCAGUUAUAUCUGAGGCAAAUGCUUGCAAAGAGAUACAAUGGGGAACUGAAAGCACCUAAUUAGCCAAUGACUUGUAUCUGCCUUAAACAACAGCAAUACAACACCUAUUCCGCAUUUAGAGCUCUUAACUUCCUUGCAGGAGGAUAAAUAGUAAGGUGUAGUCCAUUAUCAUGUAGCAGCUUUGUUAAAGAGAACAUAAAUUAAUAAGUCUCUUUGGUUCAGCAUUAAUUACCUAAAUUGUAAGGUUGAUACUUAUUUAUUAAAAUAGUUUUCAGUCAUGUUUUGCAUGUUGAUGAUAAGGCAUUAUAUGAUAAUUGUGUGCUUUAUUUUUAUUUGUAUUUGUUGUUUGAAUAGUUUGUUAAAAUGCAAUAUUUGCUUCAUUUACACUAAAACUGUGCCUUAGUAAGUGCAGGCUAUUGCAUACGAAUGAUGAGAAGUGAAUAUGAAGUGUUGGUAUCUGGCUCAGUAAACAUCUCUGCCAGCUCUUAAUACACUAGGUGCAUCAAACUGCGAAGAGGGUGAGUCAGACAUGACGCUGAGGCCCAACUGGUUCAUCUCAUGUGACUGGCUCAUGCGACCCAAAGAUUCCUACCCUCUGCAUGACUUCAGCAAAGGCUGAUGUUUCUCUUAGAGUCGGUUCAUUCAUUGUGUAAAAUUCAUCUCUUACUGUUCAAAAGAUUUUUAAAGACAACUUUUUACAUAUUCUUGUACACUUUAACUCUUCAGAAAUUACCUGCAGAGGAAGCAUUGAACAUGUAUUGUAGCACAUUCUGUACCUAUUCCAAUAGCCCCCUUUACAAAUAUGUCUGUUUUUAGUAUUAAGUGUAUUUGAUCCAAAUACACAGUAGGUUUAUAAGUGGUAGCACUGUGACUUCUUGAUAUGCAGUAUACUAUGUUAAGAUUUAUGUGAUCCACAAUAGUAAUAGUGUAACCCUUUUCAAUACAAUAGGCGAAGCAGAUUAUAGAUUGGAAACUAUUUUCAGCAGUAUUAGAAGAGUGGUGAAUUUGUAUCCUCUUCCCAUGUGCACUAUUUUAAAGGUAUUAUUCACUUAUUCAAGGGAAGUUGUGAAAUGUCAUAAAGCACAUUGGAGUAGAAAUUCAUCCUCUGUUUUAUAUGCUAACAAUGUGAAGUAGUGACUGAUACAAGUUGAAAUCCAAUUCUGAAAUUGUUUUAUUGACAAAAGUUAAUUAAAAUUUCACGGUUUAAUGCAAAUGCAUUAAUAUGUUGCACUUUUAACACACACAACAGAAAACACAUUUCCAUCCACAACAAAUACUGUUAAUAAUUCUUUGCCUAAAAUGUCAAUGGAAAUGUUCAGAGAAGUGAAUUUCAAUUAAUUGUAACAUAGAUGAUCACCCUGCUUAACCACUGUGCAACAUGUGAGGUCCAUAUUUGGAGUAUUAGUCAGUUAAGAGUUAUCAGUGUAAUUACUGUCAUGAUUGCCCAUUUUCCACUGUCUCUUGAUUAUUCAUGCUGACAUAAUUUGAUGUGGUUUCCUUAAAGUAACACUUCAUGUAUUUCUGCCGCCAUCCAUUAACACCUGUACUGCGAUCACUUAUUGCAGAGAGUACAUAGUUAAACCACAUUUCCCCAGAAUGGGCUGGACCAAAUGUGGGCAUGGACAGGCGCACAAUGAAAUGACAUAUUGUAACUGGGGCUGUUCUUCAAACAUAAAGAAUUACAAUUACCUGGCAUAUGCUACAGUUGAACUAUUGUGCUAUAUGUAUAGUGUUUUGCCUCUUGAAGGAAAAGUUACAAUGUUCAAUUAAUGCAACAGCUUUUAUAGUAAAUGUAUGUUGUUUAUAAAUAAAAAGUAAAUCUAUAGUAAUGUAAUGCUUUCAUUUCUCACUGUUCACGGUUUAGAACAUUUUUAUGUCUGUCUAUAAUGAUCAUAGUCAUUUUGUGCUAAUUUCUUUUAGAUUCUAUAUCCACAUUUCAGAUGCAGAUUCUGGUUAAUGCUGGAAAAUAGAUGCUGGGAUCUCAAUGCAUGAUUACCCCUUGUCUGCUCAAUUGAAUGCAGACACAGAAACAAAUUCAUCCUGUUUAAGUACUCUGAUUUCAGUCAUUGCUAUUAGUUGUUUUUGCGCACCUCCUGGCGCAUGAAUUUCCACUGUUUAACGCCAUCCUGCAUCUAAUA